GAAGCACCCUGUAGGGGCCGCCAUCUUAGCCAAGACGGCACUCGCACGAGGCCAAACCUCCUCCUGCCCGCUCGCGCCUUUUGAGAGGAGUGGGAAGGGGUGAUCGCAUGGCUAAGAGCCCGGCCGGGGAGUGCGAAGUGGGGAAGGCAGAAGAGGAUGCGGGCGUCGCAGCCUGCUUGCUGGAUGCUGCCUUAGGCUCCUUGUACGAUUUUGGUGAAUCAUUACUGGAUGGAAACAAGAAGAAAAGGAGCAAAAAGAAAAAAUCACAGAAGUUAAGAAGGAAAGGCAGCAAUGCUUUGUCAGAAGAUGACUGCAUGGAACCUGAACACAGCACAGUAACAGCAGGCAAGAGACAAAGUGCCUCCAGCUUCUUUGAAAAUUUGAAAAAUGAACUGGAUUGUGAUAGUAUUAAUCUGAAAAGAUCUCUCCAAGAACUGAGUACACCUGAUGUUGUCCCUCCUAACCUUGCCCAGUCAGGAAGAACAGCAGAGAUAGAAAUCGUGACAUUCCAUGGUCACAGUAGAAAGAAGAAACCUAAACGUGGAAUUUCUGAAGAUUAUAGCUCCAAGGCAAUGAAGACUAUUCAGGAAAAAAAUGUGGAUGGCCAGGGUUUUAAUUUAGAAAAAGCUCGUUUGGAAGUGCACCGGUUUGGAAUCACUGGAUUUGAAAAGAAAGAACAGCGAAUUAUGGAACAAGAACGUGCUAUUAUGUUGGGAGCAAAGCCUCCCCAAAAGGAAUAUUUGAACUACAAGGUUCUUCAAGAAAAAAUCAAGGAAAAGAAAGCAAUAAAGAAGGAAGAAAGCACAGUGGAAAAUAAAACUGAUUCUCUCAAGAGGAGGAAGAAGAAAGGGCAGGAGGCAAGCAGAAAAUCCAAAAAGAAGGUGAAGCCCAGCAUCCUACCAACAGGGCAGGUUGGAAAAUUUAAAAAUGGGACCCUUAUUCUUCGUAGCUAUGACAUAAAGAAAAUCAAGUCUUCCAAAUUGAUUAAAUGAACAGUGAAUUGUGUUUGAAUGGAAAAUGAGAUAAAUGCACUCUGUAGCCAAAACCCAUUUUAAAAAUCUUUUAUGUAGUUUUUGUAAACCCCGAUUUCUCAUCACCUGCUCUGAUGUAUAGAAAAAUGUGAUGACAGAAUGUUAUACCACUACCUGAAUGAGGGGGAUGUAACAGGGUUACCGUUGUUAUCAUCUCAAUUAAACAGUUGUCAACAUUUCACAAAGCUAAUUGUAUGGGUGUAUUGUUCUUUACUAAUUUUCAAGUUGUUUGUCAGUGCACAAUGAUUGAAAUUAUAUCAGAAAAAUAAAUUGGUACAAUGUUACCUAAAUUA
Molecule: messenger RNA, 1324 nt
Organism: Eublepharis macularius
Lineage: Eukaryota; Metazoa; Chordata; Lepidosauria; Squamata; Eublepharidae
Gene: FSAF1
Product: chromosome 1 C1orf131 homolog
Exons: 7
Coding region: 108-992 (294 amino acids)
Source: RefSeq, a predicted model, not a curated record